Diorhabda sublineata is the source of this 372-nucleotide messenger RNA. Its product is annotated as protein atonal-like. The record is from RefSeq and is a predicted model, not a curated record. The coding region runs from base 1 to 372 and encodes 123 amino acids. Lineage: Eukaryota; Metazoa; Arthropoda; Insecta; Coleoptera; Chrysomelidae. The transcript has a single exon. Gene Ontology annotation, molecular function: protein dimerization activity.
AUGGAUUUUUACAUCGACAGUUUCGAGUAUCCUUAUAUGGUUCCUGUUCCUGCUAGUUCUCCUAGUGAUUGGAGUUCGGUGUCGAGUUGCGAUAAUUAUCUUGACGAGAAUAAAUUUCUGUUUAACGCCGAUUUAGAAAGACAAAAACGUACAGUUACUCCUUCGAUUUUAAAAAAACGUAGAUUGGCUGCGAAUGCUAGAGAAAGAAGAAGAAUGCAAAAUUUGAAUCAGGCGUUCGAUAGAUUGAGGACGUUUCUUCCGCAAUUGGGACAAGACAGACAGCUCUCUAAAUAUGAAACGUUGCAGAUGGCUCAAACUUAUAUCACGGCGCUUUAUGAACUUUUGAAAAAAGAAAAGGAAAACUUUGAUUAG